GAUCAUUAGUCAAUGACCAAGACUAAAUAAAACAGAACCCGGUCCUAUGUCCACUGCAUACUCUUAUGGCCAUCAACCGUUUAUCACUCCCAACUACUCUCAACUCCCGCCAAGUGGCCGUUAUCGGUGCCGGAGCAGCCGGCCUUGCUGCUGCCCGUGAGCUCCAUCAGGAGGGCCACGAUGUCGUAGUCUUCGAACGAGAUGCCCAAAUCGGCGGCACCUGGCUCUAUGAUUCCCGGGUCGAAUCAGACCCGUUGGGCCUUGAUCCCAGCAGAAACAUAAUCCAUUCCAGCCUUUACAGUUCUCUCCGCACCAACCUCCCCAGAGAAGUGAUGGGUUUCAGAGUUUAUCCGUUUAUACCAAAAAAAGACAAAACGAGAGACCCGAGAAGGUAUCCGGGUCAUAGAGAAGUGUUGCUCUACCUGCAAGAUUUUGCGAGGGAGUUUGAGAUUGAAGAGAUGGUGAGGUUUGAGACUGAAGUGGUUAAUAUUGGGUUAGUGGAGAAUAGUAAUAAGUGGAAAGUGAGGUCUAAAAAGAAGAAAGCUGACUUUGAUUUUGAAGAUGAGAUUUAUGAUGCUGUUGUGGUCUGUAAUGGUCAUCACACUCAACCUCAGAUUGCUGAAAUACAAGGCAUAAAUUCUUGGCCAGGGAAGCAAAUGCAUAGCCACAAUUAUCGAAUUCCUGAACCCUUCCAAGAUCAAGUUGUAGUUUUGAUUGGGAGUUCAGCAAGCGCUGCUGAUAUAUCAAGGGAAAUUGCUGGGGUUGCCAAAGAGGUUCAUGUUGCGUCAAGAUCAGUUGCAAAUGAAACAUAUGAAGCACAGGCUGGCUAUGAUAACAUGUGGCUUCAUUCUAUGAUAGAAAGUGUCCGUGAAGAUGGUUCUGUGGUAUUCCGAAAUGGGAGAGUUGUCCUAGCUGACAUCAUUCUACAUUGCACUGGGUACAAGUAUCACUUCCCUUUUCUUGAAACUAAUGGCAUCGUGACUGUGGAUGAUAAUCGAGUGGGGCCGUUAUACCAGCAUGUCUUCCCACCAGUUCUGGCUCCAUGGCUUUCAUUUGUUGGGUUACCAUGGAAGGUUGCCCCUUUCCCAUUGAUUGAAUUACAAUGCAAGUGGAUUGCUGGCGUUUUAUCGGGCAGGAUUGCAAUUCCAUUGCAACAGGAGAUGAUAGAAGCAGUUGAAGCCUUCUAUAUGACUCUUGAAGCUUCAAAUGUUCCAAAAAGAUAUACUCAUCGUAUAGGUGAUUCUCAGUUUGAGUAUAAUAAUUGGCUUGCUGCUCAAUGCGGUUGCGAAGAGUUCGAAGGAUGGAGAAAUCAAAUGUAUAAUGCUAGUAGCAUAGGCAGGCUCCAAAGACCAGAGACGUAUCGUGAUGAAUUGAUGGAUGAAUGUUUGGUCAAGGACGCCUAUGAGGACUUUGCUAAAUACAUUCAAAAGGAUUUUCUGCAGUCGCAGCUGUAAAUGACAAUUCAUAUCACAAAUUCGCAUUAAUUAGCUACCUAUAACCAAUUUACCGUUUCUUCUCUUACCAAAGAUUGAAUAAAUUCGAGCUACAUUAUGUUCUGACUUAUUGAUUUUA
Molecule: messenger RNA, 1572 nt
Organism: Jatropha curcas
Lineage: Eukaryota; Viridiplantae; Streptophyta; Magnoliopsida; Malpighiales; Euphorbiaceae
Product: flavin-containing monooxygenase FMO GS-OX-like 4
Molecular function (GO): N,N-dimethylaniline monooxygenase activity; flavin adenine dinucleotide binding; NADP binding
Source: RefSeq, a predicted model, not a curated record